AUGCGCACCACCAGCACCACCCUCCUCGCCACGGCCCUCCUGGCCGCCAGCGGCGCCCUCGGCCGCACCGACCUGGCCGGCUGCGUCUCGUCGGCCACGGUCGCGUACGGCGGCGCGUCGCUGAUCUGGUACGUGCCCGGCAGCGGCGAGAUCUGCUCCUUCCUCGACUGCGGCGGCGGCCGCGCCCCGCCCAAGACGACCGUCCCCGGCUGCGCCGCCUACGCCGGCACCGCCACCUACUCGCCCGACUACCUCCCCGGCUACGGCCCGGACGCCACGCCCACCUCGGCCGCCGCCGCGUCGUCGUCCGCCGCCGCCUACGCCAGCCCCAGCGUCACUGCUGCCCCCAGCAUUUCCAGCGCCGCCGUCGUCGUCAGCAGCAGCAGCAGCAGCAGCAGCGCCGCGGCGGCUUCGUCUUCUGCGGCCAUGAGCUCCGCCAAGGACAUGUCUUCUUCGUCUUCUUCGUCCUCUUCCACGGCGCACGCUUCUUCGUCGACCAUGGCUGCCAUCACCACCCCCAAGGGCGUCAUGACCCCCGUUGCUGGCACUCCCACUGCGGCCGCCACCCCCUCCAGCUACACCGGUGCUGCCGGCAGGAUCGAGGCCGCUGCCGGCGUUGCCGUUGGCGGCGUCGUUGCUGCGCUCGCCUGGUUGUAA
Diplodia corticola is the source of this 657-nucleotide messenger RNA. Its product is annotated as siderophore biosynthesis. The transcript has a single exon. The record is from RefSeq and is a predicted model, not a curated record. Lineage: Eukaryota; Fungi; Ascomycota; Dothideomycetes; Botryosphaeriales; Botryosphaeriaceae. The coding region runs from base 1 to 657 and encodes 218 amino acids.